AUGGCUUCCAGGCUACCCUUCUCGGCAGAAUCUCUAAGCUUCUCAAAGCUCCGCCGUCGACACCACUCCGAUCUUCACAAGCUUUUGUUCCGACCCUAUAAACCUCUCCCAGGAUUCCCAGGGACCUGCAGCGAUUUAUUACCGGAAUAUGGUGAUAUUGUUGAACUUGAUCGUUUCGAUGAGGACUAUGGGAAUGAAGUGUUGACACUAAAACUUGGGAGUUUGAGCACCUAUGUGAUGAAUAAACAGACCCCUAAUCGACAAAUUUGGUUAUCGUCUCCUAUAAGUGUCCCAUCCAGAUUUGACUGGGAUCAUAAUGCUCAAGCUUGGGUUUAUCGGCGAACUAAAGCAAAUUUGUUGAAACUCUUGGAAAGUGAGGUGGAGCAACUUUGCGGUAAACCGGUCAUUCUUUCGUAGAACGUUGUAGAUCCUAUGAUGUUCACAUAAUUUCGACCUUCGAAGCUUAUUUCACAACUAGAGUAGUUUGCCUCGAUUUUAUUCAGCAAACCAUAUCUCAAGAUUCUUAAACCCCUCAUGUUCUUGUAAGUUGUACCAUUAAAGCCAGUCUCCAAUAAAUUAUGGUUCAACAGUAUGUUAAGAACCCCGAUUUCUUUUUUCGCCUAACUUCCGUUGUUUUAGAAACACGCCUGCUGUGGGAGCUGAACCUUGAUGACUGGUAUAACAUCCGUUAUAUUCGUUUUACAUGCUACUCUGUUUACAGAUCAGCUGCGAAGAAAACAGCAAACAAUUGAUCCCAAAGUAUUGU
This is a messenger RNA of Hibiscus syriacus, 766 nucleotides long. Its product is annotated as frataxin, mitochondrial-like. The coding region runs from base 1 to 417 and encodes 138 amino acids. Gene Ontology annotation, cellular component: mitochondrion. The transcript is spliced from 5 exons. NCBI's taxonomy places the organism in Eukaryota, Viridiplantae, Streptophyta, Magnoliopsida, Malvales, Malvaceae. Gene Ontology annotation, biological process: iron incorporation into metallo-sulfur cluster; intracellular iron ion homeostasis. The record is from RefSeq and is a predicted model, not a curated record. Gene Ontology annotation, molecular function: ferric iron binding; 2 iron, 2 sulfur cluster binding; ferroxidase activity.